AUGGACGCGCCACUGUCGCGACAUCCAGACCUGUACACUCCCUUGCCGACAGCGACAUCGAUCCGCGUCAUCGAGCUUCACCCAGUACAGAAAGACGACCAACCUAUCACAUGCACACUCCACCUGACUGAUCUUGAGCACAAUACCCCGAAGUUCCACGCGUUGUCUUACACUUGGGGCGACCCACUGUAUCGGUACUGGUUCGACGAAGGAAAGUCCACAACAUGGGUGCAGGAAGUGAUCAUCAUCUGCAAUGGACUGCGCGUCAAUGUUACGGCCAACUUGGAGUGCGCGCUCAGGGCUAUCUGCAAGGACAAAUUAUGUGUCAAUCAAGACGAUGUUCAAGAGCGAAAUACGCAGGUUGGCUUGAUGGCUCGGAUCUAUAGCCAAGCUUCAUUGGUCAUAUCGUGGCUGGGCCCUGCGGAUGAGGAUAGUGAGCAAGCUAUACCAAUCAUGCGGCGCCUCAACAAACUGCAAUGUUUCGACGAUAUGGAAGAGGAUCAGCAAUGCUCAAUUUACACAGACUUCAUGAAGAAGGCGUUGGAAGAUGACGACAAAGCAAAAGUCGACUCGAUCUCUGCCAAAGACUUUGAAAGCUUGACGCGUUUUCUCGCAAGAAAGUAUUUCUUUCGCUGCUGGGUACUUCAGGAAGUCAUGCUUGCUCGACACAUCCGUAUGUUGUGCGGUACGGACAUCUUGGACUUUUCAGAACUUCGAAGAGUCGCGCUAUUGGUUGCAUGGAUCAAGGAGCAUCGGUUUCACGAAACAGUUGGGCAAGCACUGACUCUCCCCGUCAAAAACAAUCGUCACUACGACCAUGAAAAGGCCAUUCUGGAGCUAUUCCACAAUCGAUGGCGAUUGCUGAACCCGCCUACAACGCAAGAGAAGACAUUGCCUUUCACUUUUGCGCAACUCCUGGCUUUGGCCCGCAUGACCGGGUGCGAAGAUCCCAAAGACAAGGUCUUCGCGUUAUUAGGCAUAGUACCUCGCGGGGCUUUUGGGCUAACUGCCGAUUACGGUAAGAGCCCAGAGCAGGUCUAUAUCGAAGCGCUGCGUUGUCUCAUUGAUGAGACGAAGAACCUCAACUGCCUGAGUUGGGUUACCGACCUAUCGGAUAUCCAACUUGGGUCGGAGAGUUUGAAGACAUGGCCUAUCAAUCAGAGCUCGCCUCCGCAAGCGUGGGCUACAAUGCCACCUCGGGGUCGAGAUUGGACGCCUUGA
Alternaria conjuncta is the source of this 1221-nucleotide messenger RNA. RefSeq lists its product as uncharacterized. NCBI's taxonomy places the organism in Eukaryota, Fungi, Ascomycota, Dothideomycetes, Pleosporales, Pleosporaceae. The transcript has 3 exons. The record is from RefSeq and is a predicted model, not a curated record. The coding region runs from base 1 to 1221 and encodes 406 amino acids.